AUGGACGAAAAAGAAGAAAAAGUGUCUCUGAGUCAGAUCAAACUGAAACCCCGUAUCUCCCUUUUCAAUGGCUGCACAAUCAUCAUCGGUGUCAUCAUCGGAUCCGGAAUCUUCGUCUCCCCGAAAGGAGUUCUUCUGGAGGCUGGAAGUGCUGGAAUGUCGCUUCUUAUCUGGUUGUUAAGUGGAGCUUUCGCUAUGGUUGGAGCCAUCUGUUAUUCGGAGCUUGGAACGUUAAUCCCAAAGUCUGGAGGAGAUUAUGCUUAUAUUUAUGAGGCUUUUGGACCACUACCUUCAUUCAUGUUCCUCUGGGCCGCUCUGGUUAUCAUUAAUCCAACUUCCCUCGCAAUCAUCGCUAUCACUUGUGCAACAUACGCUUUGCAACCAUUCUUCUCUUGCCCAGUUCCUGAGACGGUUAUCAAUCUUUUCGCUGGAUGCAUCAUCGCCGUUCUCACUUUCAUUAACUGCUGGGAUGUUCGAAUGGCCACGAGAACCAAUGAUUUCUUCACCAUCACAAAACUGUUGGCUCUUUCCAUGAUCGUUGUUCUUGGAGGUUACUGGUUGUCUUUGGGACAAAUCGACAAUCUUACUACGCCUGAUGUUACUGAAGGUACCCAGACAAAAGUGGCGGCGAUUGCCAUGGCAUUCUAUUCUGGAGUUUUCUCAUUCUCCGGAUUCUCCUAUCUCAACUUUGUCACUGAGGAACUCAAAAAUCCAUUCAAAAACUUGCCACGAGCCAUCUACAUUUCAAUCCCAAUCGUCACAAUUGUGUAUAUGCUCGUCAACAUUGCUUAUUUUGCAGUUCUCACUGUCGAUGAGAUCCUCGACUCUGAAGCAGUUGCCAUCACAUUUGCCGACAAGAUUAUGGGCUCUUUUGGAAGUAAAAUCCUCAUGCCACUGUUUGUUUCGUUUUCCUGCGUGGGAUCACUCAAUGGAAUCCUAAUCACAUGUUCCCGAAUGUUUUUCUCUGGUGCUCGAAACAAUCAGCUGCCCGAACUGUUCGCGAUGAUCUCGAUCAAGCAAUUAACCCCAAUUCCAUCACUAAUUUUCCUUGGAGGAACUUCAAUUAUCAUGCUUUUCAUUGGAAAUGUUUUUAAACUGAUCAACUAUCUCUCAUUUGCCGAAUCACUUGUUGUGUUUGCUUCAGUUGCUGGACUUUUGAAAUUGAGAUUCACGAUGCCAGAAGACGUUCUUCGUAGCCGCCCCAUCAAAAUCAGCCUCUUCUGGCCCAUCAUAUUCUUCUUGAUGUGUCUUUUCUUGUUGAUUCUUCCAUUCUUCCACAGUGAUCCAUGGGAACUUGUCUAUGGAGUAUUCCUCGUUCUAUCCGGAAUCCCUAUCUAUGCUCUCUUUGUCUAUAACAAAUGGCGGCCCGGAUUCAUACAAUCAGUGUGGAUAGGUUUCACUCAUUUCGUACAGAAACUGUUCUAUUGUGUCCCUGAACUUUCUUCUUCUUGA
Caenorhabditis briggsae is the source of this 1452-nucleotide messenger RNA. RefSeq names its product Protein CBR-AAT-2 (gene Cbr-aat-2). The record is from RefSeq and is a predicted model, not a curated record. Bases 1 to 1452 code for a protein of 483 amino acids. Gene Ontology annotation, molecular function: L-amino acid transmembrane transporter activity. The transcript has 3 exons. Gene Ontology annotation, biological process: amino acid transmembrane transport. Gene Ontology annotation, cellular component: membrane. NCBI's taxonomy places the organism in Eukaryota, Metazoa, Nematoda, Chromadorea, Rhabditida, Rhabditidae.